Dreissena polymorpha is the source of this 6328-nucleotide messenger RNA. RefSeq lists its product as uncharacterized. The transcript is spliced from 15 exons. The record is from RefSeq and is a predicted model, not a curated record. The coding region runs from base 1 to 1884 and encodes 627 amino acids. Lineage: Eukaryota; Metazoa; Mollusca; Bivalvia; Myida; Dreissenidae.
AUGACAAAACUGAAUGUUGAACAGAGUUUGCUGUCAGUGUCCACAAAGAUAGACAUGGUGGAGCGAAAGUUGGAGGAGAAAUCACGUGAGUUGGCGACCAAUCAGGACAGUCAUAUGGCAGACACGGUGAAAGAAGACAUCGAGAAGUUGAGGCAGACCCGAGACAAGCUCAACAAGCAACGCUCCAUGCUGGAUGACAAGCUGCAUGGUGGAAGUCUGCUGUCUGCUUCAGAGGAGAGGAGAGUUCUAGAGUUAGAUGAAGGUAUAGAGGCCCUGGAUGCUGCUAUAGAGUACCGGUCUGACAACAUACGCACCAGACAGCUAGAGGUGCGACACUCCAUGGCCCUGGCACAGUUAGAGAUGGAGGUAAGACACUGCAAGGGGUCAUGUAGUGUUGUUGGUUUGCAGUUAGAGAUGGAGGUAGGACACUGCAAGGGGCCAUGUAGUGUUGUUGGUUUGCAGUUAGAGAUGGAGUUAGAGAUGGAGGUAAGACACUGCAAGGGGCCAUGUAGUGUUGUUGGUUUGCAGUUAGAGAUGGAGUUAGAGAUGGAGGUAGGACACUGCAAGGGGCCAUGUAGUGUUGUUGGUUUGCAGUUAGAGAUGGAGGUAAGACACUGCAAGGGGCCAUGUAGUGUUGUUGGUUUGCAGUUAGAGAUGGAGUUAGAGAUGGAGGUAGGACACUGCAAGGGGCCAUGUAGUGUUGUUGGUUUGCAGUUAGAGAUGGAGUUAGAGAUGGAGGUAGGACACUGCAAGGGGCCAUGUAGUGUUGUUGGUUUGCAGUUAGAGAUGGAGGUAGGACACUGCAAGGGGCCAUGUAGUGUUGUUGGUUUGCAGUUAGAGAUGGAGUUAAAGAUGGAGGUAGGACACUGCAAGGGGCCAUGUAGUGUUGUUGGUUUGCAGUUAGAGAUGGAGGUAGGACACUGCAAGGGGCCAUGUAGUGUUGUUGGUUUGCAGUUAGAGAUGGAGUUAGAGAUGGAGGUAGGACACUGCAAGGGGCCAUGUAGUGUUGUUGGUUUGCAGUUAGAGAUGGAGGUAAGACACUGCAAGGGGCCAUGUAGUGUUGUUGGUUUGCAGUUAGAGAUGGAGUUAGAGAUGGAGGUAGGACACUGCAAGGGGCCAUGUAGUGUUGUUGGUUUGCAAUUAGAGAUGGAGGUAGGACACUGCAAGGGGCCAUGUAGUGUUGUUGGUUUGCAGUUAGAGAUGGAGGUGAAAAUCGAUGAACAAGAACGAAUUAUUCGUGACCUUGAAGGGUCCUUGCAGAGGUCAGCCAUGGAGAUUGAUCGACGCCUGAUGUCUCAGCAGAAAGAAUACGAGCAGAAGAUUCAGGUGCUCAUGCACCAACUCAUGGAGAAUGGUAACCAUAACAACAGUAAUGGUGCAGCUCUUCUUAAUGGGUUUGAUCCUGCAUUGGAACACAAAGUGUCGCAGUUAAAAAAAGAUUUAUACUAUUACAAGAAAACAAGUCGAGAACUGAAGAAGAGGCUAAGGGAAUAUGUCUCAAGUGGGACCAUACCAGCGCAAGAAAUGGAUCUGCGAGCUUCCAUGCAGAGCAAUGCGGGUGAUGUUGGGGAAAGCCAGACCAACCCAGCUGUACGAGACGCACAUUCUGCCAGAUCUCGUGAGCACAGGUCCUCUGCUGACAGACUGCAGGGUGAUGGUGUGCGUAUAGACCGUCUAAGAGAGGAUGGGACCAGACCCAGCUCUGGGAAGCCUGGACACCAUGUCUCAACAAAUAUUACCCCAGUAAAAAUAUCCAGGAAGGACCUACGGCUCAUGUCCGAGGAGGAAAUCAAACUCAGACGGUCUAACUUGAAAGAAAGUCAAGCAGAUAACCAGUCUCCUCAUGAUUCCUUAGAUCCUGGUGGCAAGAACCCAUGGAGUUGAAAUGGCCAUGCUGUCUUUUAUUAGCCAUGUUUUGCCAUUGUGUGACUCAGAAUAUUGUGUGGACAGUUUUCUCAGAGCCUUUGCCAGUUUUACUGUCCUGGCAUAAAAGCACUAUAGUGUGGCAGUUACCGUCCUACCAUAUAUAGUCAGUUGUGUGGCUCGAGUGUAGGUUAGUUAUAAUACUUGUGAUAGUAUCAAUGUGAUGCCCUUUUUGUGACACAUAUACCAAACAUAUCAGUGAGUGAGGCUGGAUCUUGUUCUUUGUAGGUCUUUCGUGUGGAAGGAAAUGUAGUUAAAGUAUUUGAUGUUGCUGGAAGAGUGUUAAUGAUUUUGGAAAGUGCAACAGUUUAGUUGUCUUGAAUUGUCUUCUUCAUUUUGUUUGUUUAUAAAUAGUGAUCCUCAAAAAGUCUUCUGUUCGAAGAGUUUUACAGCAAAAUAUAUAAUUUAACAAAAAAUCAUACUGCAACUUUAUUGUACUCUGUUUAAUGCUAAAUUAUUAUUCCCCAAAGGUGGGCAUAUAGUGAUCGCAUUUUUGUCUGUCUGUCUGUCACACUUUUGGGUUUAGGUUUAGAAAAAUGCUCAUAACUUCUAUGUCGCUUCAGAUGUAACCUUCAUAUUUGGUAUGCAUGUGCAUAUAGACAAGGCCUUUCCAUACGCACACAAAUUUUGACCCCUGUGACCUUGACCUUGAACUUAGGGUCCGUGUUUAGGUUUCAAAAUCUGCAUUUAGGUUUCAAAAAAGCGUUUUUGGGGGCAUAUGUCUUCCUAUGGAGACAGCUCUUGUCUUCCUAUGGAGACAGUCUUGAUAUGUUAACUUUGCAUUAGCUGUGAAUGUUUCUGUUAAUGUAUUUUUAGUUUUCUAUUCAGUGUUUUUUAACCUAACAGUGCAGUCUACAAAAUUUAAUUAGUAAGCCUUUGGAGAUUUUGUGAUAUGCUACCAGAAAUUUGUGGCUAUUGUAUGCAAGCUGUAAUUUAAUUAUUGAAAGUUUCUGAAGUACCGGUAAAUAAAAUGUAAUUCAUAAAUGUGUUUAUUGCAGUGUUCUGAAUCUCAUCCCUGUUAAAUAUUGAAGUGCAGAUUCACAUUUUAACAAUGGAGGUCAGGAUGUUUUGACUGCGCAUGUUUCACCUGUUGUUGUGGGGAAUUAUAAAUACAUACUGGGGCAAAUGGGUUAUAUAGAUAUAUAACAUACAUUUUAAUGCAAUUUUAAACGUGCAUAAGUUUGGUUACCGGGUACUAACAUAAUAAAACGUGCUUAGAAUUAUCAACCAUUAAGUGCUCACAGAAUUCAUGUAUCACAUGUUUGUUGUUGUUGUAUGAUAUUGUGUAUUUGCAACCAUUCUGUAAAACUUCAUUAAGAAAUGUGUUCAAUUCUGCUGAAUAAUUAGUGUUAAAUCUGAUUAAUAUAUUUUAACGAGUAUAUGAGAUUCAUGAGGUACAUUAUCUCAAAUUCUAUUCAGAAGCCUGUUUGUUGCCUAUAAUCUCCACUGUAUAAUUUUUAUGCCCCUCUUCGAAGAAGAGGGGGUAUAUUGCUUUGCUCAUGUUGGUCUGUCGGUCAGUCUGUCUGUCGGUCCGUCCACCAGGUGGUUGUCAGACGAUAACUCAAGAACGCUUGGGCCUAGGAUCAUGAAACUUCAUAGGUACAUUGAUCAUGACUCGCAGAUGACCCCUAUUGAUUUUGAGGUCACUAGGUCAAAGGUCAAGGUCACGGUGACCUGAAAUAGUAAAAUGGUUUUUGAAUGAUAACUCAAGAACGCUAAUGCCUAGGAUCAUGAAACUUCAUAGGUAGAUUGAUCAUGACUUGCCGAUGACCCCUAUUGAUUUUGAGGUCACUAGGUCAAAGGUCAAGGUCACGGUGACCCGAAAUAGUAAAAUGGUUUCCGGAUGAUAACUCAAGAACGCAUACGCCUAGGAUCAUGAAACUUCAUGGGUAGAUUGAUCAUGACCUGAAGAUGACCCCUAUUGAUUUUGAGGUCACUAGGACAAAGGUCAAGGUCACGGUGACCCGAAAUAGUAAAAUGGUUUUCGGAUGAUAACUCAAGAACGCAUACGCCUAGGAUCAUGAAACUUCACAGGUAGAUUGAUCAUGACUUGCAGAUGACCCCUAUUGAUUUUGAGGUCACAAGGUCAAAGGUCAAGGUCACGGUGACCCGAAAUAGUUAAAUGAUUUUCGGAUGAUAACUCAAGAACGCUUUUGCCUAGGAUCAUGACACUUCAUACAUUGAUCGUGACCCGCAGAUGACCCCUAUUGAUUUUCAGGUCACUAGGUCAAAGGUCAAGGUCACAGUGACAAAAAUCGUAUUCACACAAUGGCUGCCACUACAACGGACAGUCCAUAUGGGGGGCAUGCAUGUUUUACAAACAACCCUUGUUUAGACAGGAAUACUAUUACUUUUUAUUGACAACGUGGUCUGUGGGUUAUUGACCUCUAAGUUGCUUAGUUCUACGCUGUUGCAUACACUGCUGCCAGGAAGUGUGGCUUAUUUUACUUAGUAUGACAUUCUUUAAAGUUAGCUACUUCUUGCAUCUGCUUCAGAAACUCAUGAAUUCAUUAACGCAGGGGUGUGAUACUGGCAAUGCUGUGCAUCCUUUUGGGAAAAAAACGUUUCAUUAAAGCAAUUUACUAGAAUUAACUAUGAAAUAUAAGGGGGUAUACAUGUAAUGUUGAAAGGCGGAAUACUGGUAUCACCAUGGACACCUGUCUGGCAGUAAUUUGUGUGCAGGCGUUUGGCAAAACCUUUUAUAUAUAACAUUUAAAUUUGCAGCCUUUGUUCCAUCAAGCAUUCUCCAAAAAUGUCAUACUCUUACAACAUUCAAAGUUGUAGCCAUUUUUCUGUAGUAUUUAAAGUUUUGCAAUUACAAAAGUUGUUUCCCCUUUUUAUGCUACCCAAAAAAUUUGUUUUGGGGGUAGCAUAGUCCCCGCUUCCGUGUGUGUGUCCGUUCGUGCACUUUUUGUCCGGGCUAUUUCUCAGCAACUAAUGACCGGAAUUCAAUAAAACUUUAUGGGAAGCUUCACUACCAAGAGAUGUGCAUAUUAUCAGCGGGUUCUGGUCAGAUGAUUUUUCACAGAGUUAUGGCCCUCUGAAAUAAAUUUUCAAUUAAAAAAUUCUUGUCCCCCCAACUACUGUGCCCUCAAGAUGUUUCCUUUUAUCUGAAUAUAUACUGCAAUAUUGUGACAAAAAAAACUUUGGGGAGCAUCCCCCGUCUCUGAGGGUUUCUUGUUCAAAUUAUGACAUGUAUUUAAUAUAAACAAUAUCCCAAAUAACUGCUUUGAUAUUAAAAGGUUCAUAGGUUUUAUAUUUGAUAUUUAAUAUCAUAUAUAAGUCCUUUACACAUUAUGUUACAUCAUGCAGUAAACAUGGGUAAUGCCUGGAGGUAACAAGCUUAUUAAGAUUUAUGUUCACAACAAGGGCUGUUUGUAAAACAUGCAUGCCCCCCAUAUGGGCUGUCAAUUGUAGUGGCAGCCAUUGUGUGAAUAUGUUUUUUGGCACUGUGACCUUGACCUUUGACCUAGUGACUUGAAAAUCAUUAGGGGUAAUCUGCGAAUCAUGAUCGAUGUACCUAUGAAGUUUCAUGAUCCUAGGCGUAAGCUUUCUUGAGUUAUCAUCCGGAAACCAUUUUACUAUGUCAAGUCACCGUGACCUUGACCUUAGACCUAGUGACCUGAAAGUAAAUAGGGGUCAUCUGCGAGUCAUGAUCAAUGUACCUAUGAAGUUUCAUGAUCCUAGGCAUUAGCGUUCUUGAGUUAUCAUCCGGAAACCAUCUGGUGGACGGACAUACGGACGGACCCACAUGUGCAAAACAAUAUACCCCCUCUUCUUGGAAGGGGGGCAUAAAAAUCUUCCUCUGAAAUUGCAAGGCACAGAAGCUUAUUGUAUGGUAUGUUACGUAUUGUGGUGUUUUUAAACACAAUUUGUUAAUAACAUGCCCCUAUGGUCAAAACUGGCUACUACACAAAGGGGUAAUAUGAUUUUUAAAGACUUAAAUAUCAAAAUAACUCACAACACUUUUCUCUUGAACAACACUGCUUUAUUUGGUAAUAAGAUAACAAUGUAUGGUUAAAUUGUCUUCCACUCACAAAUAUAGUAAACUUUUCCAAUGUCGUCAAAAAUGGCCACACCAAGGUAACUUUUUGUGUCAAUUUGCUACUUAGAAAGAAAGGCAGUUGCAGUGGGGGCGUUUAUUCUACAUUGUGACAAUCUCUAGUUUUGCUGUAUGAAUAUUCUCUAUUUCUUCUUAUGAGCUUCUGGCUUUUUUUAUCGUUCUCUUAUUUGUAUGGCAGCACUACUAGUAUUUAUUUUUAGUUGAGAUAAAUAACUGUUGUGUUUUGUUUUAAUUUUAAAUUGUGUAGCUUUUUCCCUGCCAAUACAAUAAUGGAUCUGAGUAUUGUGUUAUUGACCAAGAUAAACUGAUAUUGAGUAUGCAUAAUAAAAUGUAGAAACAAAA